CGAGUCCAGCCGACCGGCUGAAACGGACACAACCCGCAGCCUCUCCUACGCCGCGUGUGGUCGGUCGCCAGAGCCUCUGAGCAUCCCAGUUCUUUGAAAUUGAGGAACAUGAUAAGGCGUUGGCUGAUUAUUUUUGUCAUUUUUCCUCUGAAGCUCAUAGAGGAGUGUGAGUCAACAGUCGACCUUGCUGUUCCUCCCACUGUGAAGAUGAUGAACGGAAGCUCAACCAAUAUCAACAUCACCCUUCAGUAUCCACUAAAUGCAUCCUUGGUGAUCACUUUUGAAAUCACAUUUCGUUCAAAAAAUGCUACUAUCAUUGAGCUCCCUGAUGAAGUUGUGGUGCCUCCCGGAGUGACAGAGUCCUCUUUUCAAGUGACCGCUCGAAAUGUGGGACAAAUGACUAUUUUUCUGCACAGAAAUCAUUCCAACCAAGCCGGCCCAAGGAUACACUUCUUGGUGAUCCACAGCAACACCAUUAACAUCAUAAACCAGGUGAUUGGCUGGAUCUACUUCUCAGCCUGGUCCAUCUCCUUCUACCCUCAGGUGAUCACGAACUGGUGGCGGAAAAGUGUUGUUGGUCUGAGCUUGGACUUCGUUACCCUGAACCUGACUGGCUUCUUGGCCUAUAGCGUGUUCAACGUCGGCCUCUUCUGGGUGCCACACAUCAAGGAGCAGUUUUUCCUCAAAUACCCAAAUGGAGUGAACCCUGUGGAGAGCAACGAUGUCUUCUUCAGCCUGCACGCCAUUGUCCUCACCCUGGUUGUCCUGUUGCAGUGCAUCCUGUAUGAGCGAGGCGACCAGCAGGUGUCCUGGCCGACUGUUGGCUUCCUGGUGCUCUCGUGGUUCUUCGCGGGCGUGAUGAUGAUUUUGGCUGCAGCUGGGGUAACCACGUGGCUGCAGUUUCUCUUCUGCUUCUCCUACAUCAAGCUCGCAGUGACGUUGGUCAAGUACUUCCCACAGGCCUACAUGAACUAUGUCUACAAAAGCACUGAGGGCUGGAGCAUUGGCAACGUGCUUCUGGACUUCACUGGGGGCUGCUUCAGCCUCCUCCAGAUGUUCUUCCAGUCCUACAACAAUGACCAGUGGACACUGAUCUUUGGAGACCCAACCAAGUUUGGACUCGGCAUCUUCUCCAUCUUCUUCGACAUUGUCUUCUUCAUCCAGCACUUCUGCUUGUACAGGAAGAAACCAGGGUAUGAGCAAGUGAACUAGCACCCAGGGCCCCAGUGUAAAUGGCCCAGGCCCUGUGCCCACCAGGAAGACUGGAGAAGCAGCCUGGAGUGCAGGGCUGGCUUGAUGUGCCAACAGUGGAGAAGCACUCUCUUCCUCAGGGCCAAACGCCUUAAACACACACCAGCCUGCCUUCAUCCAGGACUUUCCAGGGCAGGGCAAGACCUCCCUCUGGGACAGACACCAGACUCUGCUCUGAGAUUAAAAGCCCAACUGCUGGCGGCCCCUCUCGGGUCUUAUUGGCCAGUCAUCUUGCCCCCUGCAACUUGAUGCUGCCAUCUCUAUUUUCUUUAAGGCUUCAGGCAGCGCCCACAGGUCCUGACAGCCAUCCCAAGCAGGACUGGACGUGGAGCAGGAAGCAGGCCUUGCCCUAAGCAGCCAGUGUUUCUGGGAGCAGCUUGAAGGACUGACCUUGCAGCUGGGAGAGCCAAGGGCACUUUGGUGCCACUGCUGUGUUCCCAAGGACCAAGCAGCCAGGUGCUGUGGCCAAUGGACUGAGAGGUGCUGGUGGCAGAGGGGCUAGGACUUUGAAGUUAGGCCUUGGGUUCCCUUCUCUGAAGGCCACAUUGUCUUAACACUCACCUUCCUGACACUUAUUCUACAUAACCCAACUUCCACGACUGCAGUCACAGGUGGCCCAGGCCAGCGCCUAGUAAACAAACAGUAUUUCUGGGUCUUGAGGUGCCCAGCAGAUUGAUUCUGAACUGGGCUCACGCCCAGCACCCUCUGGAUCUUUUAUCACACUAACACUCCUUUUGAAUUUUUUGGAGAGAUGUUUGGGAAGUAACUGUCUACCUACCUCCUUUCCCAGUCAUGGGCCCCACACGAGCCUCUCCAGCUGCGCUUUACCAUGUCUGGAGUGCAACGCGCACACAGACCUGUCUGUGCCUUAGAGGCCAGUUGGACCUGCCAAAUACUGAGAGUAUCUUUCCCUGAAAGGGAGGGCAGGCCUUCCUUCCCUCACUUCCCCCCAGACCUCUGGGACUCGCCAAUUUUUUAGCUAUUCAGGAGCCUCAGAUAAGGGCAUGAGACCACACAGUCCUCAUGGGCCAACCCUGAUCCCAAAUCUCCUUCCCUCCCAACGCAACUAGUUGUCCUUCCUGUGGCAGGAGGGGGAGGAUCCCAGAACAUGCUUUGUACGUGCCUUGAGUUUAUCAGUCACUCUCCAACUUUUUACUACAAAACCAAUGUGAGGGGCUUACAUCCUGAAUUAAAACCUAUUUCCUUUUGUUUCCUGAGCAUUU
Messenger RNA from Miniopterus natalensis, 2474 nucleotides. It is a transcript of the gene CTNS, whose product is annotated as cystinosin, lysosomal cystine transporter. Gene Ontology annotation, molecular function: L-cystine transmembrane transporter activity. NCBI's taxonomy places the organism in Eukaryota, Metazoa, Chordata, Mammalia, Chiroptera, Miniopteridae. Gene Ontology annotation, cellular component: lysosomal membrane. The record is from RefSeq and is a predicted model, not a curated record. Gene Ontology annotation, biological process: L-cystine transport.